Aspergillus uvarum CBS 121591 is the source of this 1356-nucleotide messenger RNA. RefSeq names its product 1-aminocyclopropane-1-carboxylate deaminase/D-cysteine desulfhydrase. Gene Ontology annotation, molecular function: D-cysteine desulfhydrase activity. NCBI's taxonomy places the organism in Eukaryota, Fungi, Ascomycota, Eurotiomycetes, Eurotiales, Aspergillaceae. The transcript has 2 exons. The record is from RefSeq and is a predicted model, not a curated record. Bases 1 to 1356 code for a protein of 451 amino acids.
AUGCCACAUCUCAAUCUUCCCCCACCCUUCGCCCAAAUCCCCCGCCACCCCCUCCUCUACCCCCACCACUCCCCAAUCCACCCCCUCCCCGCCCUAACCAAACACCUCCUCCCAACCCACAACAAAAUAACCCUACACGCCAAACGCGAAGACCAAGCCUCCCCGCUCGCCAGCGCCGGCAACAAAUAUCGCAAACUCGAAUACCUCGUCCCGGACAUCCUCUCCCCGACCCCGCAAUACGGGGGCCUGGGCCCCAGCCCCGAGCGGGGGAGUGCGCCCCCACCACCACCCCCAUCAUCAACCACCAGAACGAAAAAAACAACAACCCUAGUCACAGAAGGCGCCCUCCAAAGCAACCACACCGUGCAAGUCGCCGCCCUCGCCAACCACCUCCGCCUCGACGCCGUGCUCCUCCUCCACAAGACCACCGGCGGCGGAUGGCGCGCCGCCCCGGACCCGCGCGCCUUCGCGCGCUCCGGCAACGUCCAGAUCGCGGGCCUGCUCGGCGCAGAGAUCCGUCUGCUCGAGUCGGCCAAUAACGAAGACGAAGACGCAAGCACAGCUGACGACGAUGACCCCAUCGCCGCAAUCAUCCACACCCUCCGCACCCAGCACGGCAAAAUUCCCUACUGGAUCCCCUCGGGCGCCAGUCUGCAUCCCCUGGGCGGACUGGGGUACGCGCGCUGCGCGUUUGAGAUUGCGGCGCAGGAGGAGGAGCAGGAGGAGGAGUCCCAAAAUGCCCCAAACCCCCAAACCUCUUCGCAGAAGUCCCAAUUCCGGUAUGACUAUAUCUUCGUCGCCUGCGGGAGCGGGAGUACCCUCGGCGGAUUGAUCGCGGGGUUCAAGUUGCUCGAGAAGAUGGAGAUAGCGAAACACCCCCAAACAACAGCAACCGCAGCAGCAGGGCAGCAACGACCCCGACCCCGACCCCCUCGGAAAAUCAUUGGCGUGCUCACAUCCCCCACCAGCCCGAAAGCCUACCACGAGGCGCGCGUGCUGCGGUUCGCGCGGCAGGCGGCCGGCCGGAUCGGAUUGGAUCCGCAGCGCGAUGUCACGGCGGAUGAUGUGACGCUCGAGGACCGGUUCGUGGGCGCCGGGUAUGGGGUGCUGGAUCCGGAGACCAAGCACACAAUCAAUAUGAUGGCGCGCACGGAGGCCGUCGUCCUCGAUCCCGUGUAUACGGCCAAGGUGGCGCGGGCGAUGAUGCAUUGGGUGGGAACGGGCGAGUUGGAGGAGGAUUGGCGGCGAAGGAUGACCGACACUGGGAAGACCGCUGAGGAGCCCGACUCGGUGAAUGUGCUCUUUAUACAUACCGGGGGCCAAUCGGCGUUGAGUGCGUAUGCGGAUGUGGAGUAA